ACGGAAGUUGUAGGAGGAGGAAAUAACCGACCAACAACAAACAAACAACUGCAGCAUCCUCCCAUCCGUUUCCCCCGGUAAAAGCACUCAAUUCCCAGGUAACAGAAGCAGGAAUUAACCCCUGGAGCUCCUCCGUUUCGGCGGUUGUUAGCGUUGUUUCUCUGCCGCUCAGCAUGACCUCUCACCGGGUGCUUCAGUCCCAGCUGUCCUCCAUCAUGGAGGCUCUGACCCGGGCUGCGGUGCUGGAGAUCAGCGAGCUGCUGGAGGAGAGCUGCGCCGGGUGGAAGAGCGAGAUUUCCCGCAGCAACAUGGAGAACCAGGCGCUGCGGAGGAGGCUGGAGCUCCUGGAGACCGUCGUCACCCGGGGAGGGAGGCUGGAGAGCGGCGGCGGGGAGGAGGAGGCAGCUGGGGGGGUCUUUGUGGAGGUCACUGUCGCUGCAGUCGGGGCCAAACAGCAGAAAACAGAAUUCACCAGCAGUGGAAGAGUCUCUGUGUGUGAGACUGCUAUAGAAAUGACCCAUGCUAUUAAAGAGGACUCCUCGAGCAGAGCCGCAGAGGAGUCGAGGGAACAGGAUGUUGUCGUUCUGAUAAAGGAGGAAACCACGAAAGAGGAAGUGAGCGACGAUGCAGACGAUCUGCUUCUCAACGAGGAAGGAUCGGCGGUGCAGCUGUUGGAUACAGACGACAGUGAAGCUGGACCCUCGGGGGAAACGAGGCUCUGGGACCAGAACAGUGAGGUGGCAUCGGAGCGUCAAAACUCCCAGAGUGCACCUGGGUCUCCAGGCCGAGGAGGCGACUCUUCAGACGUUGUUUUUGACGUGGAGUCGGAUUGUGAGUCUCCGGAUAAACAGUUCCUCGUCGUUGGGGCGUCGGGAGGAAAGAACUCGCUGCUUCCCGGGACUUCUGAGCUGAAAAUAGGCGGGUCUUUAAUCUCCUACGACUCAGAUAUCUGCUGUUCCUCGUGGACCAAUCAGACUCUCCCGUCUCACCGACUUCUCGACAACAACAGAUCCGAUAUAAACGUCCCAGCUUUCCCGUUAGCGCUCCAGCUCGCAGGAUCCCAACUGGACCCAUUGGAGAUGAGUCGGUUCUGCAGGGAUCGUCGUUUCGUCUGCAGUUACUGUGGGAAAUGGUUUACGUCGGGGCGAAGUUUGGAGACGCACCUUCGCGUUCACACGGGCGAGAGACCGUACAGCUGCGCUCAGUGCGGGAAGCGCUUCACGCAGUCCGGACACCUGAAGACGCACCAGAGCGUCCACACCGGGGAGCGGCCGUUCGGAUGUACGCACUGCGGGAAGAGGUUCGCCGGGAAGCAGAACCUGAGGAUCCACCUGCAGAAACACCAUCCGGAUCAACAGCAGCUUUAACCAGAAGAAGAAGAACAACUUGAUUUAUCCCAUGAGAGGAUAUUCAGUUUUCUGUGAAGGGGCCUGUCAACCUGCCACUACAUGAUAUGCGUAAAAAGGUUCAGCGCUGAGGUUGCCGUUUUGUUUCUAGGGAAAAGCUUAAAAUGGUAGAUUAUUUCAACGUUACAGCAGACCGUUUGAUGGACAACCAAUCAGGUAACAGCUUAACUGGAUUUUCACAGCAAGACUCUGCAGGAUGAGCUAAAGGGGCGGGACAUCUGUAAGCGGUUGACCAAUCACAACAGCGCUGGCCAGCUAACCAAUCAGAGCAGACUGGGCUCUGGU
This is a messenger RNA of Trematomus bernacchii (emerald rockcod), 1691 nucleotides long. Its product is annotated as myoneurin. Gene Ontology annotation, cellular component: nucleus. The record is from RefSeq and is a predicted model, not a curated record. The transcript has 4 exons. NCBI's taxonomy places the organism in Eukaryota, Metazoa, Chordata, Actinopteri, Perciformes, Nototheniidae. Bases 174 to 1367 code for a protein of 397 amino acids.